Messenger RNA from Apis laboriosa (Himalayan honeybee), 6854 nucleotides. It is a transcript of the gene Asap, whose product is annotated as arfGAP with SH3 domain, ANK repeat and PH domain-containing protein. Gene Ontology annotation, biological process: positive regulation of GTPase activity. NCBI's taxonomy places the organism in Eukaryota, Metazoa, Arthropoda, Insecta, Hymenoptera, Apidae. The coding region runs from base 842 to 3934 and encodes 1030 amino acids. Gene Ontology annotation, cellular component: cytoplasm. The transcript is spliced from 17 exons. Gene Ontology annotation, molecular function: GTPase activator activity; protein binding. The record is from RefSeq and is a predicted model, not a curated record.
AAUUAAGAAAAUUUUUAAUUAUAAAUAGAUAAAGUAAGAAAUAUAAAUUUAUAUUUCACGAUUAUGUAUUUUAUAUCUAAAUGUAUCUAUUAAUCUAAAUGUAAGUAAAUAUGCAUGUAUAUUGCAACAUUCAUAAGCAAAAAUAUGAAUUGCAAUAAAAUCGUAAGAUAGCAGCACUAUCGAAUUUAAUGCGAAUGACUUUCUAUAUAACCAUAAAUUUAAUGGUGAAGGUAUAAGUGUAUACAGCGCCGCCUCAGUAAAACUUUGACCGUGAACGAAAACGUUUCGGCACCGAUCAGGUUGAUUUUAGAUCGAGUGACGAGUAGGUGUAAAGAGAUUUUUAUAGGACGCAGCCGCGUACGCGCGUAAAAGUGUGUAUGCAGCGUGAGCCGCGCGAAGAUAGGAAAGGUGUGAAAUAUGUUUCCUCGCAGUCAUUGCGGGAAACUUCGAGCGACCAAAAUGUUAAAGAAAUAAUCGUGUCGCGCAAGUGUCUCUCGCUGGUAGAGAAGACAGACCGUGUGCUUGAAGUUUCUUUCUCUCUCUUUCUCUUUUCAACCCCCUUCCUUCUCUUUCUCUUUGUGUCCUUCCCCCCUCCCGUCGACGCUCCUCUCUGGGUCCGUUCGUCGCACCGGGACGACGUUUACCGUGCGUCACGGGAAACGGCAUUGGGAGGAGACAGAAGGUGACAGCCCUCCCGCGGAAUUUAUGGUGCACACGGGAGAAACGGUGAAGUGCGUAGUGUUAGAGUGAAGUGAGUGUAACGGCACUAAGUGUUAGACCGGUGAAAAAAAUUUUGGGGGUUUCCAUCAUUUCGGCCAAUAUAGGUGGAAAGAGAGAAAAAAUGCCGGGCCUAAUCGCCGUAAGCGAGUUCGUCGAGGAGACGAGGGAGGAUUAUAAUUCACCCACCACGUCUACCUUCGUCUCGCGGAUGCCACAAUGCAGACAGACAAUCACAUCUCUCGAGGAGACGCUGGACUUCGACAGAGAUGGAUUGACGAAGCUGAAGAAAGCGAUCAAAGCCAUUCACAAUUCUGGAAACGCUCACGUCGAUAACGAGGUUUAUCUUGGAAGGGCGUUGGAAAGGCUUGGAGAUGCCGCCUUGAAAGAACAGGAACCGGAUAUCGGUGCUGCCUUUUUGAAAUUUGCGGUCGUCACAAAAGAAUUGAGUGCUCUGAUGAAAACUCUGAUGCAGAACAUUAACAACAUCGUUAUGUUUCCCCUGGACUCGGUGCUGAAAGGGGAUCUACGAGGUGUGAAAGGUGACUUGAAAAGGCCGUUCGAAAAGGCGUGGAAGGAUUACGAGGCUAAAUACGCGAAAAUCGAGAAGGAAAAGAAGCAACACGCAAAAGAGGCUGGCCUCAUUCGAACGGAAGUGACGCCGGCUGAGAUCGCCGACGAGAUGGAGAAAGAGAGAAGAUUGUUUCAAUUGCAAAUGUGCGAGUAUCUUAUAAAAGUGAACGAAAUCAAAACGAAAAAAGGAAUUGAACUGCUGCAGCAUCUAGUCGAAUAUUAUCAUGCACAAACCAAUUACUUUCAAGACGGCCUAAAAACCAUUGAACACUUUGGUUCAUACGUAGCGGAUCUUAGUGUAAAAUUACAAAAGAUCAGACAAACACAAGACGAGGAAAGAAGACGAUUAACAGAACUGAGAAAUCUCCUUAGAAGCUCAGGUUGCGACAAAGAGUUAAACGUAAAUGCGAAUGCAGGAUAUUCGCUUCACCAAUUGCAAGGGGAUAAGCAGCAUGGUGUUACUAGAUCCGGUCAUUUGUUGAAGAAAAGCGAGGGAAAAAUGAGAAGAGUUUGGCAAAAGAGACGGUGUGCUGUUCAAGCUGAAGGUUAUUUGGACAUUUGUCACGCGGAUGAGAAUAAGCCACCAACGAGAGUGAAUUUAUUAACUUGUCAAAUCAAGCUAGUACCGGAUGACAAACGAGGUUUCGAUCUAAUUAGUUACAAUAGAACGUAUCACUUUCAAGCGGAAGACGAAGCUGAUCAACGAGCAUGGAUGUCCGUUUUAGUAAACUGUAAGGAACGUGCUUUGCUUCGAGCAUUCGACGCAAGUGGCAAAGCUGAAGCUGGUACAGGAAAUCCAAGUUUAGUUGAACUUCAACAGGCUGUUAUACGUUGUGUCAUGAGGUUACCUGGAAACGAUCAAUGUUGUGACUGUUCUUCGCAAAAUGAUGCUACAUGGCUCUCUACAAAUUUUGGCAUAAUCGUGUGUAUAGAAUGCAGUGGAAUUCAUCGUGAUUUAGGAGUACAUAUAUCUAGAAUACAGUCUUUGACAUUGGAUAAUGUAGGCACUGCUCAACUACUUCUUGCACGACACAUGACUAAUCAGGCGUUUAACGAAGUAAUGGAAGCUACAUUGCAUCAUAAUCAUAAACCAACACCAACUUCCACAAUGGAAGAAAGAUACGAAUUUAUAAGAGCUAAAUAUGUGGAUAAACGAUACGUGAUGAACACUUGCGCAGAUGAAAGAGAUCUCCUUUCUGAUUUAGAACAUGCAGUUAAUAAUCGUGACUUGCAACAACUUUUACAAGUUUAUGCAGAAAAUGUAGAUUUAGCAGCACCAUUACCUACAUCGGAUCUGGGUGAAACAGCAUUGCAUUUAGCAAUCUUACGUGAGAUGGGAAACAGCUUGCACAUUAUAGAUUUCUUAGUACAGAAUAUGUCGACAGGUGGUAUAGACAGAAGCACUAUCGACGGGGAAACAGCCUUACAUCUUUGCGCGAGACACGAUAGAGCAGAAGCAAUGAAGCUCUUGCUACGAGCAGGUGCUGAUCCAACACAUCGAAAUAAGCAGGAUAAAACUCCGCUUGAUAUUGCACAGGAAAUGGGACAUCACACUUGUAAAGAACUGUUGAGUCAUGCUCUACAAAGACAAAAGACAUUGUUUGACAAUGUUAAUAUCGACUGGAAUCUCUCGCAUGACGAAGGAUCUACCGAUUUUUCCGAUGACGAAACAAUAAUAGAAGAUAGGAAUGGUUGUUUAACACCUGAGAAGAAAUCUCGUAGUAGGCCACCUUCUUAUGUGGGUGGUGGUGGUAGUAGUGGUGGUGCUGGAUCAGGAGAUUCGCCAGUGACUUUACGUAGUCGAAGUAGUACAUGUGACAGUUUACAAAGUGGUUCUUCUCCAAGUUCUUCAACGAAUAGACAACAAAUGCCUCCACCACCGCCACCUCAAUCAAGGAAACCUGUUGCUGUACCUACACCCAUGGCGCCAGAUAUUUCGGUCAAUAUUCACGGAUCAUUGAAGAAGCGUGUAGCACCCCCACCACCACCGGCUGGAAGUACAGGUGGUAUACCUUCUUCUCAUUAUGGUACACUACCUUCGUCCGCGUCCUUAGCAGCGUCAACGCAUAGCCGUACAACGAGCGAACCUAUCUUAGCUGGGCAUUCUUUACAUACUCUACCACAUGCGUUAAAUACAUUAAACAGUCAACAUCAUAAAAGAUCGCCCAGUGGAGAUUCUUCAACGGGACACGGUACGGACAAAGUAAAUAGUUCAACGCUUCAAAGACCAAGGAAUCCUCCUCCUCCAGCUCCAUCUAGUAUCAAUUCCUCAAGAUUGAGUAAUGGACGUAGCAGCGAGUCGUUAAGUUCUAUGUGUUCGGAUCAUGGUUUGGGUAAUCCUAUUCCACCUCCACGUAAGCGAAGGGACCGGGCCAGACUAGAGAGCUACGCAGAGGAGCCUUCAUCUUUGCUCCCAAAUCUGAAUCUGCCAACUUCAUCGACCUUAAGCGGAUUACGACGUUGUCGAGCAUUGUAUGAUUGCGAAGCGGAUAACGAGGAUGAGCUGUCGUUCCGGGAAGGAGAGGUGAUCAUCGUAACAAAUGAACAAACCGAUGAUGACAACUGGAUGGAAGGCGCUCUUGAACGAGCGCCUGAAAGAAGAGGAAUGUUCCCGAUUAGUUUCGUGCACAUGUUGCAAGAUUAACAUUCGGUAAGCCUGAACUCGUUGGCAAGUGUCUCCAGUACUGCCAGCUCCGUGAGCAUCGCUAGUCUCGGCAGGAAAUCUUGGACGAGGAAACCGAAAGAUUGAACACAAAGGAUGAAGUAUUCAGUUCCAUAAUUUUUAAAAAAUCGUGGGUUCCUUCUCUUGGUACUUUUCUCUCUAUCAAUAUUAAUUUUAGGCUUUAAAUUUUACGUGAAGUCUUUAUCAUUUGAAGUGAAAAUAAUAUAUAAUGAAUUUUUAUGAUAUGUUGCACGUGAUAACGGAAAAAAUUAAAUAUUUUAAAUACUUUAAACAUGUUUCUAUACGUAAAUAAAAUACAGAUGUAUAUGCAAUUUGUUAUAAACAAAUAAUGUUGUGCUUCAAUCAAAUAUGGAAACAUGCUUAGAGUAUAAACCUUCUCCAUCAUGCUUUUGUUGAUACAAACUCUUUAUAUUAUUUAAUUUCAUUGUAAUAUUUUGACUCGUGAACAUUUAUUAUUUUUAAUUCUGUUUUAGAAAUUAUACGAAAUUUGAAAUAAUUCAUUUAUAACUUGAAACAAUUCCAGAGAAACAUAUUGAUUUGCUAAAAGAAGAGAUUUUAAUAAUUAUUAUAUGAGAAAAUACUCGUCUAAAAAAUAUUUGCUUAAGUUAGAGAGGAGGAAAUCAUAAAUAUUGAAGACUUCAUUAAAAAAAGAAAUAAUAUCUGACUAAAAAAUCAAUAUGAAAGUUGAAAAAAUACAUACGAAAAGUUAAAGUUUGUCUUUGAGAAUCAUCAUGGAGAAGAGAAGUAGUUACUAUAGCCUGAGCAAAAUAAAUUGGCUAUACAAAGUUACAAAUAGAUAAACUCUCAUCAUGCUAUCAAUUGCAUGCAAUUUAAAAAACAUAACUUAAAAUAUUCUAAUGAUCAUAAUUUUAAAUAUGAUCAUAAUUUUUAAAUAUUUAAAACAUGUAGUAAAACUACAAAAAAAAAAUAAUUUGAAGGAAUUAUUUUAUAAAAUAAAUUUUGUAGUAAAAAUUUAAAGCAUAUAAAAACUUAUACAAAGGAAGUUAUUGUGAUGCAAGUUUAUAUUAUUAAAUAUAGUUAAAAGUAUAUAACAAUUUCUUUCAUUCUUAAUAAUCUCAAAAAAAAAAAAAAAAAAAAAGCUUAAGAAACCAAUUAAUAUUGUUCAGACUAUAGCUUUGAUACUUCAUGUGCUGUACCUAGACGUGCCUAUUCAAGUCGGAUACUCAAACGUAAAGAAAAAUCUUAUACAAAUCUACAAUUUAAAAAUUUCAAUAAAAAUACAUUCAAUGCCAGAAGAACGGGAAUAAGUUAAGCACCAAUUGUUUCGAACAAGAUGAAGAAAUCGAAGACUGGAUCGUUCUGAAGGCCGACGAUAAACAAACAGAAAAUGUGAUAUAAAAUAUAUUUCAGUAUAAAUUAUUAGUAUUAUGAAUCGGAUUCAACAAAAAAAAUUGAAAAACCAUAUGCUAAUAAAAUAAAACCAUCAUAUAUGUUUAUGAUAAUCGAAUAGGGCGUUGCAAUCGAAGCAAAUCUAUUAUAAAUUACAAUAUUCGUUCAUAUUAAAUUUACAACUAACAGAGGAUACUGGUUUAUCUUGUUAGCUGUUGAUUAUCAAUUCUACUACGUAGAACAACACAUAUUCGAUCGAAAUACUAAUCAUAUUUAGUAAAUGUGCACAAUUUCGUGUAUACAGAAAUAAAGAUUUAAAAAAAAAAAGAAAAAAAUAAGUGUAUGUAUGCGUGCGUGAGUGUGUGCAUGUUUGUAUGCAUAUUAUUAUAAGAAAAAACAAGAGAAAGAGUACAGAACUCAAACUCUGUAAUUUGUUGCAUGUCUUUAAGUAUCUGGCGCACACUUCUUUCUGUACUGCCAAUGCUGAGUAUAUUCUAUAUGCAAUUGCGUUCCAGGUGAAUAGAACAAAAAGAAAUUAAUAGAAAAACAUUUUCGUGAUGGUGUGGUAGAUACAGCUAACGGCGUCGAUCGCUGAAAAAGAUAUAACAUAAAAUAUAGGAUAUUAAAAAGGGGGUGUCCUCAUCUCCUAAAAAAAAAGAACGACAUUAAAAUAUUGCAUGACACCGAUAGUAUUAUUAGCGUAUUCGAUUCUUAAAGAUCACGUGGUUACAAGCGUAUGUACAUUUUUGUAAUGCCAUAUUAUAUUUGUUAGUAAAUAUAUAUAUAAAAUUAUAUAUAUAUAUAUAUAUAUUGUGAAAUAGAAUUAUGAAGUUAGAGAUUUAUUAGUCAUUAAGUAUAUAUAGUAUAUAUAUAUAUAUAAUGAGAAGAAAAGAAAGAAUAUAAAAGAAAGAAAAGAAUAAUAGAACAAUACGUGUGCGAUUCAACCGAGAUUUAUGCGCCGAAAGCGAAUUGAAAUUUUUGUUUUUUUAAUAUUGUUAUUUGAAACACAUAACAUAUAUGAAACCAAAGAAAACAUUUUUGUGAGUGAGAGAAUUGUAAACGCCUGCUAGCUCAAUGUAUAUUAAAGGGAACUGUAAUUUUUUUCUUAAGGGAUUGUAAAUUUUUACUGUUCGCUUUAUUUUUUAUAUUGAGCCAUACUAUACUUAUUCUCUCUCUCUCUCUCUCUCUCUCUCUCUUAUAUUUAAAAUGUUUAACCGGAAAACUUUACCAAAUAAAUAUAUUAUAAUUAUAUACGUGUAUUAUGUAAAGAAUAUGCUACUUACGCAUUCUGUACUCAUAUCAUUUAAUCGGUUUGAAUAUAAGAGAUCCACAAAAAAACCGCGAAGAAUGAAACCAAGGAUCGAUAUUGGACUGUGUCCAUUACCUAGUCGAAAUCGGAAUAUUAUUUAUUUCUUUUCUUUUUCUUUCUUCGAUACUAAUAUUUACUUUACAUUGAGUUGAAAUUCGAAGUUAAAUCUAUAUGUGAUUUUUUUGUAUCUUAUGGAAAAUAAUAUUAUUUUUUUUCUUCAAA